AGCAGUUCUAUACCGAAACUUGCAUAGAUAAUACACACCUAUAGCCGUAACAUAAGCGAUUUCAAUUCGAAGAACCGAGCUAUGCAUAAUGCAAAACAUAAAUAAAUCGAACAGAACUGGUCUAUGCUCAACAUGACUUUGAUCUUGGUGUUAGCCGUGAUACUGCUACUGCCCAUGACUUUUGGCUAUAACUACUGCAACAACAGGACCCACUUGUGCGAACUGGCCAAAUGGAAGCACUUUAUGUGCCGGCUGGAGGAUUUUCAUGCCUUUGGAAAAACCAAGUAUCAUGCCAUCGUUCCGGACACCGCAAUAGUGCGAAGGGAAACAUUGGGCGUGAUAAAUACUUUCCGGAACACGUUCGCUAGCGGGGAUCUGACCACGAACGACAACAAGACGUUCCCGAGCGCCAAGCGGAUGAGGAGGCUUAACUGGGACUCGGAGCUGUCGUACAUGGCACGCACCCACGCCUCCACCGUCUCCUUCAAGCACUCCGAGUGCCGGUCCACCCAGCGAUUUCCGUUCGUGGGUGAGGUCCUGGCUCUUUUGCCCCCUCAAAAGUCCAAGCCUACUAUCAUCGAUGAAUUGAAUAAGUUAUUAAAACCGAUGUUUGACGAGUACAAGGUUGUCGAGGAUCCCGAUGGCCUGCUCGAUGCUUACGAUCCCAUAAGGGACUUCCCCGCGAGUCACUUCACUCUCUUCGUCAGCGAUCGAGUAUCUCGUGUUGGAUGUGGCAUUACGGUGGGUUCCAACUGCAACAUAGGUCAUACAGUCGGCUUCUGCCACUUCCUCACGUGCCACUUCGACUUUAACAACUUGGCGGGUUCGUAUGUCUAUAAGGCCGGAAAACCUGCCAGUGGCUGUGGUGACUGGAACACAGGUGGCAGCGUAAAGUACUCGAAUUUGUGCGCCAACACCGGCGCUCUUUUUCCAUCGGAUCGAGGUGACGAUGGAGAACUGCAUGGCGGGUCUUAAAAUAUUUGAUAUGCCAUCUGCAUUAUAGCACCUUACUUUUUCACCAAUUUUUCCUGAACACAAGCGAACAUUAAAAUAUUGAAAAAUCCUAGGUCUUUUGCUUUUACAUCAGAACUAGCCCAA
Drosophila subpulchrella is the source of this 1098-nucleotide messenger RNA. Its product is annotated as antigen 5 like allergen Cul n 1-like. Lineage: Eukaryota; Metazoa; Arthropoda; Insecta; Diptera; Drosophilidae. Bases 124 to 975 code for a protein of 283 amino acids. The transcript has 5 exons. The record is from RefSeq and is a predicted model, not a curated record.